CACAGCUGGUGGUGACGCAACAUGCGGCUGUGCUGUGGAUGGAAUUACAGGGCAAACAGAGACAACAUUGGCACACUGGCACGAGGGAUGCCAGAUUGCGUGAAUCCCCCUCUGAGUUGUUGCCAGGUUGUACAAGACCUACUCAAGGUUUUAUAGUCCUCCCUGGAUGAUUUAUUGCACUCCUUGCUCAACCAGUGACAUGAAGCUGUUGGAAUUACUAUUUUGUCAUAACUGCAGCUCUCCAUUGCCAUCUCCAGGGCUGGAGGAUGAAUCACAGCACUAUAUUAGAACGAUGAUGUUUUUCUGCAGUAUUAUUCAAGCCAUGCACAACGAUGCAGUUUCAAUCAGCAACCAUAUGGAAGGAGCAGCAUGCUGUGUGAAUCCUGAAUCACUUCCAAAUAAACAAGAGCUAUGCAACGAGUGGAGUAACACAGCCCACAUGUAUGUAGUUGGUUGUUAUUUAAUGCAUAGGCUGGAUGAUGACGUGAUGCUGUGGGACUGUGAUGCAGUUGCAGUGCAUUGACCAGCGGGCGGCUACAGUAGCUGUCUCUCUCUUUCAAGGCAACCUUGGAUAGAAGCCAGCCUCAGCCAGCCUCAACGCAUCCCACAGAACUGCCAGAUCCAAGUGUGUAUGCAUGUGCACAAGCCUGCGCAUAUGUGUGUGCGUGCCAUCCUCCCCUCCUCCUUCCUGCCGGCAUCAUCCCUCGCUCUCCAUCAGGGAUGGUGAGGGAGUGUUUAUGGUAAGUGCGAGGAAUCAAACAUCUCUUGCUUCAAAAUCUCUCCUCUAACAUGCAGUAACUCCCUCCCGUUCCUCCUUUUUAAAUUUUUUUCCUUCCUGGUGAUCUGCCGUCUGUAUUGCUGAGGAGCCAGCCGUCUGUGCAGACCACAAGCAGCUCGGUUCUAAAGGGAUUCAAGCAUCUGCAUGGAAUUCAAGGCAUGACAACAUGCAUCCCUUGUCGUUUCAGAGCAUGUGCUGUGAAUCACACAGAAUGAUGGAGGACCAACAGCUCCCUGGAUAAACCCUGCAGACUAAAACAACAAUACAACUCAAACCAUGCACUUAAGGUGGGUGGAAAGAUGUAGCUGAGGAUCAAACGGAAACCAAUCUUGACCGUUCACAAACUCCGGUCAUCCCUGAAAGGGGCGGGGCCUGUGGAGUACCGCCCAACAUGUCCAAGAAACCCCCCAGUGGGCGGAGCAAAGGGGACCGGCAUGAUGCCAUGGCAGCAUUGCAGGCAGCCAAUGAGGAGCUGAGGGCCAAACUCACCGAAAUCCAAAUUGAACUGCAGCAGGAGAAAACCAAGGUCAGUAAGCUGGAAAGGGAGAAGUCUCAGGAGGUCCGUCACGAGCAGCACAAGUCCACGGUGGUGGUGACUGAGUUAAAAGCCAAGCUACAUGAGGAGAAACUUCGGGAGCUCCACAGCGUUCGAGAAACACUCCUGCGUCAGCACGAGUCCGAACUGGUGCGGGUGAUUAAGAUCAAAGACGGAGAGAUCCAGAGGCUCCAGGCGCUCGUCAGUGCUCUCCGAGAUGGAUCCACCGAUAAGGUGAAGUCUGCUCUGAUGGUGGAGGUGCGAGAGGAGUGCAGGAGGACUUUCGAAGGGGAGCGCAUGCGACUGCAGAAGGAGAUCUCCGAGCUGAAGCUGGUGAAGAGGCAGAUGGAGGAGGCGUUAAACGUAGCCGUUCAAUCCGACAAGAUCAAAGCCGCCAAGAUCCGCAGCGUCUACCAUCUCCACCAGGAGGAAAUCAACCGCAUCAAGAGAGAGUGUGAAAGAGAGAUCCGCAGACUGAUGGAUGAGAUUAAACUAAAGGAGCGUGCUGUCUGUGGGCUGGAGAGAGAGCUCAGCGCUCAGGCGGGCCACACGUGGAAACUACAGCAGCAGAAACAGGCUGUAGACACUCAGCUGGCCCUGCUGCGAGACUCCAGCCCCAGACGAGAGGGCCCUUAUUCACUCGCUGCAGGGGACGCAGCAGAGAACACGGCUAACCCUAUGCAGCAGUUGGAUGAGAAAGACGCUCGACGUUUCCAACUGAAAAUCGCAGAACUGAGUGCUAUUAUCCGCAAACUAGAAGACCGCAACGCACUUCUGUCAGAGGAACGCAAUGAACUGUUAAAGCGUCUCCGUGAAGCUGAGAGCCAGUAUAAGCCAUUACUGGACAAGAACAGGCGUCUCAGCCGUAAAAAUGAGGAACUGGCUCAUGCACUGAGACGCAUGGAGAACAAAGUGCAGUUUGUCACUCAGGAGAACAUCCAAAUGCGAGAGAAGGCCGGGACGAUUCGCCGGCCCAGUUCUCUGAACGAUCUGGAUCAGAGUCAAGAGGAAAGAGAGAUUGAGUUUCUCAGACUACAAGUGCUGGAACAACAGAACAUAAUCGACGAUCUGUCCAAGGCACUGGAAACCACUGGAUAUGUGAAGAGUGUAAUAGAGAGAGACAUGCUGCUGAGAUACAGGAGACAGGACAGCCUACGCCGGAAGAAGCCCUUCAGAACCUGUAGGCCGGUGGUGGAGACGUUUUUUGGCUAUGAUGAGGAAGGCUCUAUAGACUCGGACGGCUCCUCUAUUUCCUACCUCACAGACCGAACGCCCUGUACGCCAGAGGAUGACCUCGAAGAGGGAAUGCUUAAGGAGGAGACAGAGUUGCGUUUCCGUCAGCUGACGAUGGAGUAUCAGGCUCUUCAGCGAGCUUACGCGCUCCUGCAGGAGCAGGUGGGAGGAACGUUUGAUGCAGAGAAAGAGCUCAAGACUCGAGAGCAGCUUCAGGCCGAACUGAUGCGGUAUCAGACCAGAAUAUCAGAUCUGGAGUGUGUUCUAAGUCAUCAGGGACAGGAUAUGAAGUGGAUUGAGGAGAAACAAGCUUUGUAUAAACGCAACCAAGAGCUUGUAGAAAAGAUUAAAAAUAUGGAGACGGAGGAGACGCGAUUGAAAAAUGAAAUUCAGGAUGCAAAAGACCAAAACGAACUCCUGGAGUUCAGAAUUCUUGAACUUGAAGAAAGAGAGAGAAGAUCUCCAGCCAUAAACUUCCAGAACAUCCACUUUGCUGAGGGCAUGAGUCCCCUGCAGUUGUACUGUGAGGCAGAGGGUGUUACUGACAUUGUGAUCACAGAGCUGAUGAAGAAACUCGAUAUUCUGGGGGAUAACGCCGUAAGUAAUCUGACCAAUGAGGAGCAAGUGGUGGUUAUUCAUGCCAGAACAGUAUUAACAUUAGCAGAGAAGUGGUUAGAGCAAAUUGAAGUCACCAAAUCAGCAUUACAGCAGAAAAUGUUGGACAUCGAAAGUGAAAAGGAGCUCUUUAGCAAACAAAAAGGAUAUUUAGACGAGGAAUUAGACUACAGAAAGCAGUCUUUGGACCAUGCACAUAAGCGCAUCCUUGAGUUGGAGGCCAUGCUGUUUGACGCUCUGCAGCAGGAGGAGACAGGUGGGAAGGUGUCCGAGCUGCUGACCGAGCAGGACCGUGAUUCGCUGAGAGAGGCUGUAGAUCAGUGGAAGAGGCAGGUCUUGAGUGAAUUACGAGAGAGAGAUGCGCAGAUACUCAGAGAGAGGAUGGAACUGCUACAACAUGCUCAAGCGAGGAUAAAAGAGCUGGAAGAAUGGAUAGAAGCGCAGAAGCGUCAAAUAAAGGAGCUAGAAGAAAAGUUUUUAUUUUUAUUUUUAUUUUUUUCUUUAGCCUUCAUUCUUUGGUCGUAGCUCUUCCAGAAAGCAGGAAACGGUGCCAUGCGGCUCAGUGGACUCCGCUCACAGGCCUCAAGUGUUCUUCUGUUCCAGAGGAGGGUGGCACACGUGUCAUCAAAAGUCCCAGCCAUCUCUUCUGCGCUGAUACAAGACUUCAAACUGUUCACAUCAACUCUGGAACAUGGACAUGGAAUAUGGUGCUCUCAUCCUUGUGGACUAAAACUGUUUUUAUCCAACUGACCUUUUGAACUUUGCUUUGUGUGACCUCUGUGCGUGUGGAAUUUAAGGCGUUCUCUCCUUUCCCUGCUAAGCAGGUGGUGCUGGAGGCUGCUUCCCUUUGGAAGCCUGAUGAAAUGAGAGGUGUUACGUUCAGUCCUUCCUCCCACUGUUUACCCUCUCUCUGCUUUGGUUCUGGUGGUACAGUGCGUCUGGUGUUUGCGUGGUGGCACUCGCCCGCUCCUGUGCAUUGAAAGAAGUGGAACUGAAAGAUUAAUCCUGGAAUUAUAAUUAUUGUCUGGUUUUCUAAUGUACAGGAGCAGUGUUUCAAAUAAAUUUCUAAGAGGAAGACUGAAAAACUGAGA
This is a messenger RNA of Carassius gibelio (silver crucian carp), 4252 nucleotides long. RefSeq names its product Janus kinase and microtubule interacting protein 3 (gene jakmip3). The record is from RefSeq and is a predicted model, not a curated record. Gene Ontology annotation, molecular function: microtubule binding; kinase binding. Bases 1170 to 3686 code for a protein of 838 amino acids. The transcript has 26 exons. Lineage: Eukaryota; Metazoa; Chordata; Actinopteri; Cypriniformes; Cyprinidae.